Owenia fusiformis is the source of this 1986-nucleotide messenger RNA. The record is from the annotation of a GenBank genome assembly. NCBI's taxonomy places the organism in Eukaryota, Metazoa, Annelida, Polychaeta, Sabellida, Oweniidae.
UGGAUCUACAACAUCAACUAAUACAAUAUCAACUGACACUGUUGGAUCUAAAACAUCAACAAAUAAAAUAUCAACUGACACUGUUGGAUCUACAACAUCAACUCAUAAAAUAUCAACUGACACUGUUGGAUCUACAACAUCAACUAAUAGAGUAUCAACUGACACUAUUGGAUAUAAAACCUCGACAAAUAAAAUGACAAUUAACACUGUUGGAUCUACAACAUCAAUUAAUGGAAUAUCAGCGGACACUGUUGGAUCUACAACAUCAACUAAUAAAAUAUCAAGUGACACUGUUGGAUCUUCAACAUCAACUCAUAGAAUAUCAUCUGACACUGUUGGAUCUACAACAUCAACAAAUGAAAUAUCAACUGAUACUGUUGGAUCUAUAUCAACUAAUGAAAUAUCAAUUGACACUGUCGGAUCUACAACAUCAACUGAUAAAAUAUCAACUGACACUGUUGUCUCUACAACAUCAACUAAUAAACUAUCAACUGACACUGUUGGAUCUACAACAUCAACUAAUAGAAUAUCAACUGACACUGUUGGACCUACAACAUCAACUAAUAAAAUAUCAACUGACACUGUUGGAUCUUCAACAUCAACUAAUAAAAUAUCAAUUGACACUGUUGGAUCUACAACAUCAACUAAUAAAAUAUCACCUGACACUGUUGGACCUACAACAUCAACUCAUAGAAUAUCAACCGACAAUGUUGGAUCUACUACAUCAACUACUAAAAAAACAUCAACUGACACUGUUGGAUCUCCAUCAUCAACUAAUAAAAUAUCAACUGACACUGUUGAAUACACAUCAACUAUUAGCGUUAUGAAUACAACGUUCACUACACACACUAACAUUGAUCUAACAACACUCGACAUUUCGAAAUCAACAAUUAAAUCGAGUCCGUCUAGUUCGCCGUAUGUUCCAGAGAGAGGCUCGUGUCAGUUCGGAAUGCCACCUUGUUUACGGUUUUAUAGGAAAAAAUGCUGCGGCUGCAGGUUCAAGUUCGCUAAUCCUGAUAAAGACGGGCAACACGGCUAUCCAGAGAUUGUGCUUGCUCGAGGCUACUGCUCAAACGAAACCUGCCUCAGGACACCAUGUAACUACGACAGAGAACUUAAAGCAAUCUAUGAUAAAGAAAAUGCGAUGAUCACUACUCCAUAUCUCUCAACAACACAAAGGCUAUCGUGUGUUAUGAAUGAGACGUGCUUCCAUGGGAGAUGCAUCGAUGGAAAAUGCAAAUGCACACAAAAAUGGAAAGGUCAAAGCUGUAAUGAGCCACGCUGCAGAAAGAAAUGUCUACAUGGUGGGAUUUGCAAUGCCCCAAAUCGAUGCACAUGUCCCUUCAACAGAGUUGGCAGCCAAUGUAGAACUUGUAGGAAAGGGUAUUAUGGUAAACAUUGUUUUCCAUGCCCUGACUGCAAUCAUGGCCGAUGCGACCCGAUCACUGGUGAUUGCCUUUGUGACCAUGGAUGGUUUGGUGAUGUAUGUACGGAAAAAAUACAUAAUCCAGGGGGAAAUAAUAAAUCUUGCACGCGAGGUAUGCCAAGAUGUAACAGACUAUGGAGAAAUAAGUGCUGUGGUUGCCAGAGAAUGUUUGCAGACCCUAAAAAUAAUGGAAAACCUGAAUGGCCACGCACUCUCGUUUUCAAAGGACAUUGUCUUGAUGAACCUUGCCUGGUAUUGCCUUGUAAACUGGACAAGAAAAGUGAAAAACAAUUCAAGGCUACAUAUAAGAACAUCACACGUGUAACAUAACAUAUUUCACACCUAUUUGUGUCAGCCACAGAAUGCAGAAUAGCUGCCUUAUAACACUGGAAGUCAAAGAUCGUCUGACCAUUCAUAAGCUCACCCGUCUAACUAACAUUCUCAUCAACGACUCGCCAAAAUGGUUGGUCAUUAUUACGACAUGAAGUUGUGUGUCUACGGUUUUGGGGUUUAGGAAAUUAGUAAUGAUUUGAGACAAAUAAAGUUAUUUCUUGUCAUUA